Fusarium verticillioides 7600 is the source of this 5055-nucleotide messenger RNA. RefSeq lists its product as hypothetical. Bases 1383 to 4673 code for a protein of 1096 amino acids. Lineage: Eukaryota; Fungi; Ascomycota; Sordariomycetes; Hypocreales; Nectriaceae. The transcript is spliced from 2 exons. The record is from RefSeq and is a predicted model, not a curated record.
CUCUAGGCUUUGUCGAGCAAAAUACAUAAUAAUAUUAAACUAAGGUACCUAACCUUACUUUGACCCAAACUCUCUUUCCCUUCCCUCCUCUUCUGCCUAAUUAUACGGAGUACUAUUCCCAUUUCAUUUUCCUCCUAUAGUCAGCCUUUCCCUUUAUCACUACUGUAUGGUCCUCCACUCCUCCCAUUCACUGACUUUGACUGGAUUGUCGACUACCUAUCUACUAUCUACCCUCCUUCCCACGCCACUGACACUGACACUUACCCGAUUUUCCUUUACAGUACUUUCCCGCUUGGAGGUGAUCGUCUGAGCUUACUCCUAUUCGCGAAUACUCUUUUUAUACUUAAUCUAUCCGACCUCUUCCUGGUCCGCAAGCAAACAAUUUUGUCCCUCCUUGUCCUUGCGCACAUUAUUCUCGGCCCCCAAUCCCCCAAUCGUGGCCUAUCUACGGAGUAUCUUCCAGAGAAAAACUUUAUCAUUCAUACCACGCCCGUUCCCAGGCGCAUCGCGUACCACAAACUGUGCAACACAGCUGCACCUCCCCUUUACCCCAAAAACACCCUGAAACUAUUCGAUCGCGUCCUUCUCAGUCAGUGAGGUUGUACCUUUCUGCAGGGGAUAGUGAGUGGCCCGCGCCGCGAAACCGUGUGCUCAUUUGCGCGACAGCGAUCUAAUUCCGAUUGCAGUUCCGACUGAGCUGGGGUGCUGAAUGGCACUUGUGAGGAGGCCAGCUUCUGUAACCAAAACCCGCUUCUUUUUCGACAGGCCCAUGCCCAUCGACAGCGGCCGCGAGAAAAAAGAAAGCAAUUCGGCCACUAACGAGCUUUGGAUGACAAGGGGAUUUGUCACUUUCAUGCUUCAGCAUUCAUGCUAGGCCAGCUCCCUCCCUAUUGAACCCACCACUAUCAUCUUUCCUUAGACCGAUACACGCUGGUCGCAACACGCCUCGCUCUAUCAGAGUUUCGGGAUUUAAAUGCAUAUUUUUCUAAUCUCACGCGCUCUCCGCCGCCAGACUCAUUUCCUUUUUUCAGCCUAUUACCUCAGCUCGACUUUUGGGGUGAUUUAGUCCGAUUACAACCCGCUUUCAGCACGCGCCCCACGACUCUAUUUCAGCCUUUGGGCAAUCGGAUCAGAGCCACUGAUUUACAUAUUCCUGCGACCAUCUGCACAACACCUAGGUAGUGAAACGCGUUCGCCCGUCUGCGGCCUGCUCAUUUCCUUGAACCAGACGCCGUCACGUGUAACCCAGUAGCGAGUUCAUGCAUCCAAUCAUCAAAGCUUCUACUGCUCAUACUUCAUCUUGACUGAUAUUGGGAUUACCUUGAAGUCUUCUUGUUAUUGCAGAUCCGUGAUAAGCAGUUGCUUGAACCAUUGGGCCCACGAUGGCCACAGGGGAAGAUGUCUGGGACUCUCUCCCAGAGGGGGAGCAAAAGUCUGUCUGGGAUGAGACAGAACGCAAUUUCUGGGUUAACCUUCGCAGCAAGAAGGAUGCAGAAAACAAAAAGAUUGAGAAGGAUUUCCAGCUCUCGAUUAACGAAGUCAGGUUGAAACUCAGUGACCUUACAGGGCAGCGAAGUCAACUGAAAGAAUCUCAAUCCCGACUGGCCAGGGAACUCGCUAAAGUCGAGGCCGAACUGGCACGCACCACGGAUGAGUGCGAGGAGAAGGCCAGUCGACUUGAGCGCAUUGAGCAGGACUACCGCGCGUCACGCCAGAAGAGAACAGAAACACUCCAUGAUAUUUGGUUCAAAAUGCGUCGAUUCUUUAGACAAAAAAGAGGAGAGGAUCCUGAUGCCCCAGACCAUCUCGGACCCGAAUCAGAAGGCAUUGUUCUACCCGAAAUGUUGCCAGAGGUAUCCUCAGGCUUCAAUGGAACGACCCCACGAGUAGAGCCUACUAAUGGAACUGCAGUGGUAGCGGAGGGACCUGAAGAAGAAGAAGAAGAUGACGAGGAUCGUAUGGAAGGCGUUGAGCACCACGAUAAUAGGGGAGCUGAGAGCCUUGUUGAUAUUGUUGAUGCUGAUGGCAAUGUGAUUGGACCCGUGGAACAGAUAGAGCCUUGGAACCAAUGGGUUGAGGGUAUCCAAGAAUUGGAGAUACGAAGACCCGUCAAGAUCCGCCGAGGACGACGCUUUAACACUACACAUCUUGCAGGCAUUUACGAGCGAACUGAGGCGAAGGGGGUCAAAUGGCUCUCCUGUAUGAUUCAAGCGACCGGGGCGAUACAGGCCAAGAGGUGCCUGUCUUGCGACAAGAACCAGGGCGCCUUUGACGACUGCAUCAUUGUCGGCGGGGAUCUCUUUCAGAAGUGUGGCAACUGUGAAUGGAAUCGCCAGGGAUGCCAUGGUUCUUCAGGAGACACGAUUGACAUACUAGCAUCGAGGGAGAGGGCACAACGGAAGAAGCAGCUGGAGGAUGGAGCCCAAGAGACUUCUGCAGACCGAUCCUCAGAAACAGUACACCAGACCGUUGAAGUUCAGCCGAGGUCUGAGCAAACAAGUCAACCAGAACCUCGGCGGGUCGAUGAACAGAAUUCUGUUCCCUAUCGGCCACCUUCACCAAAGCCCACUUUACAAAACCCUGAGCUACCGUCUGAGAGACAAGCGGAUAGACAAAUUGAGAGACAACCCGAGCGACAAUACCAACGGCAAUCCGAAAACCAGCCUGAACGACCAGUUGAGCCCCAACCUGCGUCACAGACUGAGCGUCAAGCAGCUUGGACCACUGCACCACAACCAGAACGGCGCCCGGAACGCCAACCCGAGAAAGUUCCAGAUCGACCUAAUGAACGGUUCCAUGAUGUGAUCGCUGCGAGGGCCCCAGAACGGACUGUGGAAGUAGCACCAAUCCAAAUCGCCGAACGUCCUCGUGAAAUGUCUUACAGACCAGUCUAUGGUGCCCCCCCUGGACCUCCAAGCCGACCGACAACGGCUCCCAGGUCAGAUUAUGCCCCGGAACGAAUGAUUGACCCCGUGGAUUCGCCCUUACCGACACCAAUAUAUCCUCAAUCCAGGUCCCUGGAAACACCACGUUCUGUGCUUCCCUCAGGUGUUCUGCGCCGCAGUCCUCAUGAAAUCCUCCAUCCAUCAACAGAGCUUGAUGGCCCUGCCAGAGACUAUCGCGGUUCUGAUCCAGCUCACAUAUCAAGAGAGCCUGAGCAAAUACACACUCCACAGGAGUAUCGCGUGGCUGCUGGUUUUACGCCGGCCAAUGUGAGAAGUCGACCUCCAUCUAGUGAUCGAGGAAGACCAACUCCACCAUCUCUAUCCCUGGACCCUUCAUCGCAGCCACCUGAAUCUCCUCCUGCCCAACCACUGGAAGAGAUUACCCGAGAGAAUAUGGUCCUCAAGAACGACGGAAAUGUUUACACCUAUCCUGAAUGCGUCGCUGGGGUGCCAUUGGUCAAGAUUAAUGAGGAACACCCCUAUUGGGAGCCCAACUGGCCCAAUGUCAAGACACUCAUUGAACCACAGCUUGCUCGAUGGCGUGAGAAGCACCAGGCUGCUAUUGAAGCAGGCCCGAAGCAGGAUAAGGGUGGUUCCUCAAAGUAUCAAAUCGGCAGACAGGUCAACCGCGGUAUCAAAAUUCUCGAAUUCCACGAAAACGGCCCAAUCAGUCCCUAUCAGUUAUUGGGUAAAAGAUACAUCCAGGCCGGCAAAGGCGGCAUAACGUCAUACGACACACUAUUUCGCCUUUCAGAGACAAUAUCGGAGCUUGAAAAGUUCAAUCUUGACAUAUCGCCAGUUGACUGGAUGCGACAGCGACUUCACGAACUAAUUCAAACGCAGGGACACAACUUCAACCUGCCGCGAACAAUUCACGAUUUCUAUCAUGACUCCAAGCUCACCAGUCUUCGGUACAAGCAUGGAUUCAAGAACAUUGGACGUCCUUCAGGAGCCAUGAAGGCGCGCUUGAGUCACGGCAGCCCUAGCAAUACACCCAAACCUCUCCAAAAGCGGAAGUCUAUGCACUCUGUUCCUACUACGCCCCGGGAGGAUUCAUUCAUCAACCACUCUCCUCUUCCUAGCCAGGCACCACCAAGCUACCCAGCACCAGCACCAGCGCCAGUCUCCACCCCUGGGCCCCAGCCAGCAUUCAGCACCCACCUCAACAAGAAGCCGAAAUACAUGCCGCCUACACAUGGAAGCCCCGUACAUGACGAAUUUCACUUCGAGGCUUGGUCCGACACAGAUUCAUGCAGUGGAGGUAGCAUCACGAAGUACGACUGGCGGCUUGCUGUAGUCAAGACUCGGUUGUAUACUAGCCAUAUCAAUGUCACUCAGUAUUGGACCUGGGUUGGUCAAAUACAAUGUUUUCAACACCAAGUACUCAAAGAUGUGAAACCAGCGAAAUGGGGCUUGUUUAGGGACGAGAUCGAUUUUCACGUCAACCUCGCAGAGAUUGAGGAGAUGGAAUGGAGUAUCGAAGCACUUCGUGUUCACAUCAUUAUGAAAAAGGAUGCCGGAGAGCUUGCUGCGGAUGGCAAGCCUCGAGGCGAUGUUAUGGCGUCUUUUCCAAGAGCGCGUACAAUGCGCCGCUUCCUGUUCUUCUGUCGAGAAAGGGGUAUGAAAAUGGCUAAGAGAGUACCUGAGCAACUCAAUAAUAUGUGGGAUUCUAUGGUUUCUGAACAAUUGCCCGGCCGAGGCGAUUCUAAUCAACAGCUGGUCGAAUAAAUUUUGUUGACCGCAAGCUACCAUCUUCGAGGGACCAAGAUGGCCCUAUGCUAUCUGUCCCCGUUUUAAUCAGGGUCUGACUUCUUUCAUUCUUGUUGUUUCUAGUAUUUGUCUUUACUCAUAGAGGAUAUCACUUCGCACCAAGCCAACACUGGACUUUGUGUGCUCACGGGAAGAUUGUUUUUCUUGGCUCGGGGUUAAAGGAUGGAAAAGAGAACUUGAUGGGUGGAAAGGAAAAGCUGUUUAUUAGAGAAGAGCUCUCCCAUAUUACAUACUAUACCUUGCGUCGAUUAGACUGAACAAAUGGUCUCAAUUUCCCUUUAACUCUCUUGUGGCCACUAAACUAAGUGUUUCGCAACGUGCCGCCGAAAUCAGUGUAAGC